CAUUGAAACACUGACGUUUCAUUUAUUAUACUGCUGACAAAAUAUUUACAAAUAAUUCAAAAAUUACAGAUUUUAAGCCUUUUAACUUUCUAAUCGUGUCAUUCUAAAUAGUGGCACGGGCAGUAGUCUCAAAAACAUGGCACAUCAAAUGGAAUUGGUACCUUCUAAUGUGGGGCAAGCAGCGGAAAGUGAAUUGAAGAUAAUCGCUGUGGAAAAAGCCAACAAACCCAUCAACACCAGGUUCAGUGGUAAGGUCGACUACGACAUGGUGCUGGUUGUGUUCAAAGACUGUUUUCUCAAGAAGUGGGACAAAAUGACGCCAUCGCCAGACACAGGCCUCCAAGGUUUCGACGAGCUGGCCACAAUCGGUGCAGGCUCCUUCGGCAGAGUGAAACUGGUGCGCGAAAAGUCGACGGGUAAUUACUACGCCGCAAAGUUGGUGCUGAAGGAGAUGAUCGUGAAGACAAAGCAAGUGCCGCAUAUAUUCAACGAGAAGCGCGUGCUGCUCAGCAUAGACUUCCCUUAUGUGGUUAUGAUGGACUUUUGUCGCAAGGACUUUGAUCAUUUGAUCUUUGGUUUGCCAUUCAUAAACGGUGGAGAGCUCUUCACCUAUCAUCGCAAAGUGCGUAAAUUUUCGGAGAAGCAGGCGCGAUUCUAUGCUGCUCAAAUAUUUCUUGGUUUGGAAUAUUUACAUAAUUUGCAGUUGCUAUAUCGAGAUUUGAAGCCGGAAAAUAUAUUAAUCGAUAGAAAAGGUUAUCUUAAAAUAACGGAUUUUGGCUUUGCAAAGCGCGUUGAAACCCGCACUUUGACAUUAUGCGGAACACCAGAGUAUCUGGCGCCUGAGUUGAUUAAGUCCAAACCUUACUCAACCAGCGUCGACUGGUGGGCGUUUGGAGUGCUGGUUUAUGAAUUUGUUGCCGGUAAUUCGCCCUUUUCCGAGUACAAUAGGGAUGUGAUGAUGAUGUAUGGAAAAAUUUGCGAUGGCGCCUACAAGAUACCCGCCGCAUUUCCGCCAAUGUUAAAGGACUUGAUCUCAAAACUGCUAGUGGUCGAUCCCUCGAAGCGGCUCGGCUGUCUAACGAAUGCACAAAAGGACAUAAAAAAUCACGAUUGGUUCAAAGGCGUGGAUUGGUAUGGACUACUGAACCAACAAAUACAACCACCUUAUGUGCCAGUCAUCUCAAAUAUGGAAGAUCUGUCAAAUUUCGACAAAUACCCUGAAGAUAGAAAGAAUGCACCGAAGUCGAAAACAAACAAAUUUCCCGAAAUAUUUGCUGAGUUUUAGUUACCUCAAUGUUAUUUGUUAACAAUUUUCUCGUUCAAAUACAAUUAGAUAUGAGCAGUGACAUAGAAUAUAUGUGUUUUGAAUUUAAUUUCAUUAAUACUUUUUUGUGUGUAUACUUACAUUCUACAUUUAAAUAAGCCGAAGCGCUUUGCGGAUCUCCAAUGCCAUUCGUUACCUCACACAAGGGGCGACAACACUUAAACAAAUGAAUAUGGAACUCUAUUGGAACUGAAGUCAUUCACAAAAAAAUUUCAUUACUUUGAACAUUCCAAUUAGUUUGCAAAAAACUAAAAAAAAAAUUGCUAGCUGAUUGACAGUUUUCCCGUUAUCUGAUAUGGACAUUAAAGCAAGUGUCAAAAGAUCAAGAGACUGUACUUUGUCUGUACAAGAAG
Molecule: messenger RNA, 1677 nt
Organism: Bactrocera oleae (olive fruit fly)
Lineage: Eukaryota; Metazoa; Arthropoda; Insecta; Diptera; Tephritidae
Product: cAMP-dependent protein kinase catalytic subunit 2
Biological process (GO): protein phosphorylation
Cellular component (GO): nucleus
Molecular function (GO): protein serine/threonine kinase activity; ATP binding
Source: RefSeq, a predicted model, not a curated record